This is a messenger RNA of Trichoderma reesei QM6a, 955 nucleotides long. Its product is annotated as cytoplasmic cyclophilin. Gene Ontology annotation, molecular function: peptidyl-prolyl cis-trans isomerase activity. Gene Ontology annotation, biological process: protein peptidyl-prolyl isomerization; protein folding. The transcript is spliced from 6 exons. The coding region runs from base 81 to 764 and encodes 227 amino acids. Lineage: Eukaryota; Fungi; Ascomycota; Sordariomycetes; Hypocreales; Hypocreaceae. The record is from RefSeq and is a predicted model, not a curated record.
UGCGUAGAAUCACCCAUCGUCAUCGUCAUCAACUGCCUUGCCUAUUGUAAAGUUCUGUCUGACGCCAAGUCACGUUCAAAAUGAGAUCAGCUUUCUUCCAACCCCUCCUACCCCGCCAUAACUUCUGCUCCCCGGCCUCAAGAACUUUCUCUCUCUCUCAACGCAUUACCGCCUCAACCUCCUUUACGACUCCCCGAUUCUAUUCACAGCCCGCCAAAAUGCCCAACACCAAGGUUUACUUCGACAUCGCCUGGAAGGGCCCGGUCUUCAAGGACGGCCGCGCCACCAACGAGAUCAAGGAGCAAACCGGUCGCAUCAACUUCAACCUCUUUGACGACGUUGUCCCCAAGACCGCCGAGAACUUCCGCGCUCUCUGCACCGGCGAGAAGGGCUUCGGCUACAAGGGCUCUUCUUUCCACCGCAUCAUCCCCAACUUCAUGCUCCAGGGUGGUGACUUCACCCGCGGUAACGGCACUGGCGGCAAGUCCAUCUACGGCGAGAAGUUUGCCGAUGAGAACUUCCAGCUGAAGCACGACCGCCCCGGUCUGCUGUCCAUGGCCAACGCUGGCCCCAACACCAACGGCUCCCAGUUCUUCAUCACCACCGUCGUCACCUCCUGGUUGAACGGCCGCCACGUCGUCUUCGGCGAGGUUGCCGACAAGGAGUCCAUGGCUGUCGUCCAGGCCCUCGAGGCCACCGGCCGUGAUGACGGCAAGGUCAAGUACGAGCCCCGCCCCACCAUUGUCGACAGCGGUGUCCUGUAAGCUUGUGCAAGUUGGCAGAAUGCUCUGCAUGUCCGUGUGGUGGCAAGUUUGGGUCCAUGAAGCCAUCGUGGGCGGCUUAAACAAGGGGCUUCAGCGCUCCAGAGAGACUAUAAAAGUACCUCGCCAUAUCCUUUAGCCAAUCAUUUACGGUGCUGCAAAGCAUAUAAAAAAAAUACACAUCUGUUGCAUCA